Lepisosteus oculatus (spotted gar) is the source of this 788-nucleotide messenger RNA. RefSeq names its product biogenesis of lysosome-related organelles complex 1 subunit 4. Lineage: Eukaryota; Metazoa; Chordata; Actinopteri; Semionotiformes; Lepisosteidae. The record is from RefSeq and is a predicted model, not a curated record. Gene Ontology annotation, cellular component: BLOC-1 complex.
GCAGCAUUACGGUCCGUUCUUGCCCUGGUGAAAGAGAACAUCAGCUUGAACACUACGAAACUGGUCCACACACGUUGCUUUGAGAACAGGAAAACGGGAGAGAGAAAUCAUUCCAGUAACGACAGACGUUACCGUUUGCGCUUCUGAGAUGGAGGAGGAGAGGCAGACGGAGACAGACAGCCCGGUGAAGAGGAGCUCACAUCGUGAUGGUACGACUGAACCAGCUCCUAUCCGGGCCACAGCCCGGGGAACCUACACUGAGGCAACCAGUCAUCCGCUGGGGGAAGACUACGCAGUUCAUCUGACGCAGAAAAACAGCAAAGAGGUGUUAGCAUUUCAAGAGAGUAUAGAAGAAAUGCUUAUACGACUGGAUGAAUUCUGUGGAAUGCUGGAUAUGAUUCGAAGUGAUUCCACAGAACUGCUUGCUCAGCAUAUUCCCUGUUUGAGAGUGCAGGUUGAAGAAAUGAAGAAUGUUUACACUAAAAUCGACAAGAUAGAGGCCUUUGUGGGCAUGGUGGCGGGGAGCGUGGCCAUGCUGGAGAUGCAGGUGCUGGAGGUGGAGAGAGGCCAGAGCUGCUUCCCCCAGACGGUGCACAAGGUGCUGCAGACCUUCAGAAGCCCUGGAGUCUCCCAGAAAGAUGGGUCAGAAACAGAGUACCCCUAUGAGCUACCAUCCCUGUUCAGGACUGAGGAAUAUUUUGCUAAAACCACCAGAAGGACCCUUUUCAAGAAGUCAAGCAGCUGAUGUCUGUAGAAAAAAAAAUCUUCCAUAAACAAUAAUCCCAUUA